Molecule: messenger RNA, 363 nt
Organism: Soboliphyme baturini
Lineage: Eukaryota; Metazoa; Nematoda; Enoplea; Dioctophymatida; Soboliphymatidae
Source: the annotation of a GenBank genome assembly
AUGGACGACCAAGCGCCAUCUGCUGCCGCUGACGGCCGAUUUCAUGCUGAGGGAAACUUUUUCCAUCCUUUAGUACUUGUUACCGGUUCUCAAUCAGCAUCAGCGGCCAGCAGCGAAAAAACGCCUCUGUUUCUGGUAUGCGAAAAUCCAAAUGACUUCCAGUUGGUGGUCGUGCAGAUAAAAGCAAAUCGAAAAUCCGUCGUUUUCGCUGGACCGUCACUUACGCUCAAGAACCUCGUUAAAAAUGCGCCGUGUUUGAAAGAGGUCUGUUAUCCGUUGCUACCUCUGCGUCUACCACCAUCAUUGGAAAUGUUCAGCUACCCCUGCGAUGACUGUUUGCCACGAUGCUUAUUUCGUCCGUGA